Messenger RNA from Solanum pennellii, 906 nucleotides. RefSeq names its product 60S ribosomal protein L13a-4-like. The record is from RefSeq and is a predicted model, not a curated record. The coding region runs from base 108 to 728 and encodes 206 amino acids. The transcript is spliced from 4 exons. Gene Ontology annotation, biological process: negative regulation of translation; translation. Gene Ontology annotation, molecular function: structural constituent of ribosome; mRNA binding. Gene Ontology annotation, cellular component: ribosome; cytosolic large ribosomal subunit. Lineage: Eukaryota; Viridiplantae; Streptophyta; Magnoliopsida; Solanales; Solanaceae.
ACUCAGCCUCCAUAUAACGAAACCCUAAUCUCACUUCCUCAAAAACCCUAGCCUCUACCUCCAUUUUUUCUUCCUUCUUCACAGGUAAGCAAGAGAGAAAAGCAAAAAUGGUGUCCGGUUCAGGGAUCUCCGCAAGGAGGAUAGUGGUUGAUGCUCGUCACCAUAUGCUUGGUAGGCUCUCAUCAAUUUUGGCUAAGGAAUUGCUUAAUGGACAGAGAGUUGUUGUUGUUAGGUGUGAAGAGAUUUGUCUUUCUGGUGGACUUGUUCGUCAGAAAAUGAAGUAUCUUAGGUUCCUUCGUAAGAGGAUGAAUACUAAGCCUUCUCAUGGACCUAUUCACUUCCGUGCUCCAUCGAAGAUCCUCUGGAGGACCAUCCGUGGGAUGAUUCCCCACAAAACUAAGCGUGGAGCAGCUGCCCUUGCUCGCUUGAAGGUUUACGAGGGUGUUCCACCUCCAUAUGACAAAAUCAAGAGGAUGGUCAUCCCUGAUGCUCUCAAGGUGUUGAGACUCCAAUCAGGACAUAAAUACUGUCUCUUGGGUAAGCUUUCAUCAGAGGUUGGAUGGAACCACUAUGACACUAUCAAGGAGCUUGAGAACAAGAGAAAGGAGAGAGCUCAGGUAGCAUACGAGAGGAGAAAGCAGUUGGCCAAACUCAGGGUUAAGGCCGAGAAGGCUGCUGAGGAGAAGCUCGGUCCUCAACUUGCAGUUAUUGAACCUAUCAAGUAUUAGAGUGUAAACGUAGUUGUUAUUGAAGGUGAAAUUUUGCUUGAGAUUGAGAUUUCAACUUAAUCUGUCUUUUAAAGAUGCUACCUGUACUGCAUGGUCCAGUUUUUGCUUCUAGUAAUAUUUGAGCAGACUACAUUGUUUAACUAUCUUUCGAAGUUAUUUAUUUUAUGGUUUUAUUGAC